CAUAUAUAAUUCAUUAAGCGUCACCAUAGCCACAGCCCAACAAACAGGCCUACUAAAAGCAACCAUUGCUCACUACAAGAAGGUACCCUGCUUGUUGGACCACAUCAAUCAUGCCUACAACAAAAACCUCCAAAACGAAGCGGGAGAAAGGCGGGAAAGGAAAGAAAAGCUCCAAACAUGAGCCUAAAUCCGAGAAGGAGCCGGAUCUGGAGACGGCCAGAGCCAACGCCGCUCUGUGGGAGCUGAAACUGAAGACCACCGAGCAGGAUCUAUCUGACUACCGGGGCGCCCACCAUAACAUGGCCCGCAUGAACGAGCAGCUCACCAAUCAGCUGUACCGCUCUGAGCAGAACGCUGUGGGCAUGACCGGGUAUUGGCAGAGAGAAGUAGAAGACCGGGAGGAGAAGAUCAGGAUGCUCGAAGAUAAACUCAAAACACAAGAGGCCCUUGCACUUCAAAAGAGAAACAAACAGGCUCAAGACUUUCAAAUGCUCCAGGACGAAAUAAGAAUAAUGGAGGAAAAUGAAGCUCGGUUGGAGAAGGAACUCAAUGUUAUGAGAAAAAGCAUGGACUUUUCAAAGAAAGAACAUGAGGAAAACCUAAGGAAAACUGAGGACAACUUCCAAAGAGAUAAGACAAACCUAAAGAGGGAGAUGAUGGUCCUGUGCAAUCAAGAGAUAGCCCAGAUGAAGCUGGACCACCAUGAAGCUAUUGUUCAGAUGGAAAGGGAAUUACACUCUGCAUUCAAGGAGCAAGAUCGCUUGAAUGAAACACUGAAAGCUACAAUCCAAAAAGCCGAAGACCUGAAGCAACUGACACAUUCGCUGGCUAAGGAAAAGCUCUCACUAACGCUGGAGAAGGACAUGCUCGAGUCGACGGUUAAGAAGAACACUGCAAAGAUAGAAGUAAAAGAAAAAAAGCUGUCUGAAGUCAUGGCCAAAGUUACUUCCCUGGAGCUGGCCCUUGGAGAAAUCUCCAGAAAACUCGAGCAUCAGGAAGAGGAGGAGAAGAGGAACCUGGUUACCAUUCAGGCCGGCCAGGUAGAGCUGGACAAACUGCAGAUGCUCCUCACCAUGCGAGAGAAGGAGAUGCAGCAUGUCAAGCAGUUGGCGAGGACCAUCAUAGAUAAACGCAGAGAAGUGGAGGUGUUCUUCCAUGAAGCGCUGGAUCAUGUCAGGCAGGAGAUUGUUGCCAGCAGACUUCGGUACAAAAAGCAAGCACUUCAGGAUUAUCAGCAGAAGUUUAGAGAGGCCACAGCUAGGAUGAUAAAGUUCCCACCCAUCCGUACCUUUAAUAAAAGUCCCAACAGUAACAGUUACCUUUAUGCAGACAUGGAGGCAGCUGCACAAGGGUCUCAUUCUCCAAGCAGCGAGGUCCACAUGUCUCAUCUCACAUGGGAGCAGAAGGAAAAAGUGCUCAGCCUUCUCUUUGCUAAAAUGAAUGGACAGACGGAAAGGAAGGUCUGCAGGGCUAUGGAUCUGUGCGCUUCCAGCAAGGAGCAGAAAUGGGCUUUUUGACACCAAAAUUGCACAAAGUAAAAAAACAUUGUACCUCAUCUGUGCAAUUUGGAAAGCCUGUGCAGAUUUACUGGUCCCACAUCACAUGUUUAUCAGGAAGAGCAGUGGCUGCGAGAACAUCAGUGACUACAUGUGAUUUAUCAAGACAGUUCGCAUUUUAGCAUCGCAAAGUGAUGAUUGUCCUCCAGAAUUAGAGAGGAGCUCUGCGGGGCGCUCAACGGACCCCAGGCGCCAAGUACAUUCUGCCCUCAACCUCAAACAGCGUGUCGGAUACGCACCACACCACAGGAGCUCAGUGCAGUUCUCAUUGCAUCUCAAAACCGUGUCUUUGAGUUGUGGGUUUC
This is a messenger RNA of Girardinichthys multiradiatus, 1861 nucleotides long. It is a transcript of the gene bbof1a, whose product is annotated as basal body-orientation factor 1. The transcript has 10 exons. The record is from RefSeq and is a predicted model, not a curated record. NCBI's taxonomy places the organism in Eukaryota, Metazoa, Chordata, Actinopteri, Cyprinodontiformes, Goodeidae. Bases 111 to 1517 code for a protein of 468 amino acids.